AUGGCCAAUAAGGAAUUGAGUGAUUUUUAUCAAAAAUUAUUAGGUCAUAUUGUUAAAGAAGUAGAGUUAAAUAGCAAAAUUUAUCUGAAUAGUUUUGUCAACGCUAAUUACUUAAUAACCAUUCCUUUGUCAGUGGUCAACCUUUUAGAAAGAAAUUGUCAAAAACUUCAUCAAACUUGCUUGGAUAAAAAAGAAUUUCAGGAAAUUAUUGAUUUACACAAAUUUGUGGUGGAAUUUCAAGACAUCACCACCCAUCCCCAAGAAUUCUCCCUUCCUUUAUCCCGCUACUCCGAAAAUGGAUUUAUAAAGAUGAGAUAUACGAACCAAGACCUAAAAAUGGCUUACCAAAUAGUUCAAGCCGAUUUAUUUAACUCUUUACUAAAAGCCCAAGAUGGUGACUCAAUUCACCUGGCCCGCCUAGGCAAAAUAACUAAAUCAGAAAGAAAACAAAAAUGCGGUAAACUUAAGCAAGCCUUAAAUGAACAGAUAAUUGAAAAAUAUCAAAUUUCCCCUAAUUCCCCAACCCAAGAAGUCCCUCAAAUUGGCGGCACCAUGGCUGAAAUGCAGAUGGCCUUAACUAAUAUCCAAGCCAAUUUACAAGUAAUAGUUAAUAAUCAGCAAGCAUUAAGCCAACGAAUAACUCAGUUGGAAAAUAGUGCGGUGCAACAAUUAUCAUCCCUAACCCAACAAUUUCAUUCUCUAAAAUUAACCCAUACCCGAGAACGCAAAGAAAUUGCUUAUAAUAACCCCGACCCUAAUAAUUAA
Molecule: messenger RNA, 765 nt
Organism: Racocetra fulgida
Lineage: Eukaryota; Fungi; Glomeromycota; Glomeromycetes; Diversisporales; Gigasporaceae
Source: the annotation of a GenBank genome assembly